Molecule: messenger RNA, 602 nt
Organism: Porites evermanni
Lineage: Eukaryota; Metazoa; Cnidaria; Anthozoa; Scleractinia; Poritidae
Source: the annotation of a GenBank genome assembly
AGUAUUUGGGUAAACUGGGACACUGUUCCUGUUGCUGAUCAAAAUGGAAUUAUACUGAGUUACACGGUGACGUACACGGCGUUGACUGGCGGCAUUCCACGGACGGCUGUAGUCGGCGCUCCAACCACCCACGUCACACUGAGGAGUUUGGAGGAAUACACAAAUUAUAGCAUUUUUGUGUUUGCAUCUACUAUGAAGGGAGAUGGAAAUGCGAGCGCUCCAAUCAUUGUCACUACAGACCAGGACAGUAAGUUGUUAAAGAACUUACGAUGCUUGGCAAUAAAAAAAUAGAAAGGAGAUUUCUUAUUAGUUAUAAAAAAAGGUCCGCAAGUAGCUAAACGUAAAAACAAAUAUUAUACAAGAUAGAUUUUGUACAUUUCCUUUAUUUUCUUUCCUGAGAGAGUGGGGUGUAUCUCUCGUUACGAACACUAUAACUUGAACACUACCUAUUUAGUGCAAAACAAAUUUGACUGUAGAGUUGGGUAAGUGAAUCUUGUGAAGUGCAAAAAUUACUGUUAUCUUUACAGAACCAAACGCACCUUUAGUUAAUGUCCAAGGACAUAACACAAGCUCCACUAGUAUAUGGGUAGAUUGAGAGACUG